Molecule: messenger RNA, 813 nt
Organism: Lampris incognitus (smalleye Pacific opah)
Lineage: Eukaryota; Metazoa; Chordata; Actinopteri; Lampriformes; Lampridae
Gene: odam
Product: odontogenic, ameloblast associated
Exons: 9
Coding region: 1-813 (270 amino acids)
Source: RefSeq, a predicted model, not a curated record
AUGAAGCUGCAUAUUGCCCUUUUGUUGGUCUGUUUGUUUGGGACAAGCCUUUCUCUUCCUGUGCAGAUUGGAAUCUUUGCAAGCAAUAGUAAUGAGAUCUUGAGACUGAAUGGAUUAACAUUGGCGACUCUCGGACAAAUACAAAUGCAGGCUUCAUCGAUUUUACCCCAGUAUGUACUGCAACAACAACAGCCUGACGUGGUGCUCUCUCCCCAGAUGGUGCAUUUGAACCCCAAAGUAACAGGCCCCUUUGGCCCCCAGCUGCUAUUCCCCACACAGGGCAACCAGCUAACCCAUUUACUUGUCCCCAAUGGCCAGCAGGAGCAGGCUGGACCUCCCCAGGACCCCAAUGUUCCUGUUGUACCUCAGCAGCCCCUAAACCCUAUGCAGAUGGUCCCACAGUACCAAUAUCCUGCAUAUGGAUAUCCUCAACAACCUGGGAUGCCGGGCUACCCCUACUACCUGGCCCCUUAUGGCUAUCCCCAGCAGAGGAACGCUCUUAUGUUCCAGCCUAACAAUGGCCAGGUGGGGCCAGUCCAGCAGAGCCUGGAGAAAACCACACAGAAGCCACAGCUCUCUCUACAGCAGGCUUCUAAGUCAAAAGUACAGGCAGACGAAACAAGGCCAGUGGGGACACACAAAGAGCCAACUGCACCUCCUCCCAGCUACCGAGGAGACGCAGCCGGCCCUGGAAUUGAUGAGUACUUCAACAUUGGAUUGGUUCAGCAAGCAGCUGAGGUCCUCCAAAACUGGAGAACAGAGGAUUCCCUCGCUGCCACAGCCACCAUGGAUCUGGCUAGAGAAAAUAAGUGA